UAUAAAUUGUGCUGAGUCUCUGCUCAAUGGAUACGCCUCACUGGUGAAUUGUAUUGUACAUACAUCAUGUAUAUGAUGCUGUUCAUAGCGCUGCUGUUCGGCCUCGCCGCCGGCCAAGAUGCCACCACCAGCGGCCAAUGGCUCAUCACCCUCAACACCUCGAUCUUCUGGCCUACAUCCACAGACUACUUCUACGGACCUACAACUGGCCCCAAUGCUGCGGUAGUCACCUGUAAUGCGGCUUGGAUCGAAUGGGCCAGUCGUUCCUUGGAGCUCCGCUCCCUUGGCCCAACCGCGACGAUUGAGUCCACCGGAUCGUACGCCACCAGCGCCGGGGCCUGCCGCACCUCGGUGACCCCCGAAGCCUGGUCCAACACCCACACGGGCCCUCUUACCACCCUCUGCGACGGGAUCCCGCGUGCGGUGGGCCCGCGCGAAACUGCGACCGAGUACUUCCCCGACGCUAGCAGUCCCUGCUCCGAGGGGUACCAAACCUUCACCGAGACCGAAACCCUAUACCGCAAUCCCCCGGACCCAACCCCAGACUGCACCCUGCAGACUAGCGAAUGCAUCCCCAUAUGGUCCACCUACUCUGAAUUGGAAGCCUCCUACUACGAGACCAUCACCGCGGCGCCCCCAGGCGACACCAACAGCCCGAUCCCGCCGUACUCGUGCCCGUCAACCACACGCUCCUACCCGGAGGAAAACCCCUGCUCAGCGUGCCACUUCCUCCCCGGCACAGCCACCCUCUUCUACUGGCCCGUGACCACCGCCGACGGCGACCUGUGCCAGCAAAACGGGACCACCGUUUCUCCCUCCGGGCCCAGCACCGCCAUCGUCAACGGCGAGACCUUCAUCUCCCCGACCGUCUACCUCUCCUUCACCUCCAUCUACGCCUGGAGCAACCGCCGCGCCCACCCCGGCUCCCAGUGCGGCGUCUCCCACAGCAACGAGAUCCUCUCCAUCAACCCGGCCACCCUGUCCUCCGUCCGCAACCACCGCAACGCGAAAUACCCCACCGUAGGCACCGCCUACCCCUUCAACUUCGCCGAGUUCAUGCCCCACCACCUGGAAGGAGGGGGCAACGACAACGACACGCAGUCGUUGAUCCCCUGGCCGCAGUACCGGGGCGGCCAGCAGUGCCCGCUCUACGACCCGAGCUGCACCAUCAUCCGCGACGAUUAUCGGCCGUGGGUGCUGCUGCCCGAGGAGGUCCGGCAGAUCGACCCCGGCUGGUCGGUGUGCGACGAGAGCUGGUAUAUCCCGCCCGUGACCAUGGUGCCGUUGGAUCGCGAGGUCAUCACCGUGACCGCCACGCCGGAGCCGGACGCGGACGCGGACGCGGACGUCCAGGGGUUCUUGCGGGUGGCGGCGGUGCCCGGAGAGGGUCCCGCGGCGGCGACUCCGGCGCCGACAGAGCUGGGGUGGUGAGUGAGCCCUCCGACGGGGGCUAGGGCCGCCCUCCGGCGCUAGCUAGGUGAUCCUCGUCUGCGCGAACUCGGAUGCAUGUAUAGCACCUACCUGUCCUUAAUGAAGUGAAAACACUGGUAUUGACAGUCAAAUAUCGGCGAUUGGCUAGCCUUCACGUAACCUUCAAGUAAUCAGUAUUGAAGUACCAAAUAUGAACAUAAGGC
Messenger RNA from Aspergillus fijiensis CBS 313.89, 1634 nucleotides. RefSeq lists its product as uncharacterized. The transcript has 2 exons. Bases 67 to 1431 code for a protein of 454 amino acids. The record is from RefSeq and is a predicted model, not a curated record. Lineage: Eukaryota; Fungi; Ascomycota; Eurotiomycetes; Eurotiales; Aspergillaceae.